Messenger RNA from Lucilia sericata (common green bottle fly), 660 nucleotides. It is a transcript of the gene Fer3, whose product is annotated as protein Fer3. Gene Ontology annotation, molecular function: RNA polymerase II transcription regulatory region sequence-specific DNA binding; DNA-binding transcription factor activity, RNA polymerase II-specific; protein dimerization activity. NCBI's taxonomy places the organism in Eukaryota, Metazoa, Arthropoda, Insecta, Diptera, Calliphoridae. The record is from RefSeq and is a predicted model, not a curated record. The transcript is spliced from 2 exons. Gene Ontology annotation, biological process: developmental process; regulation of transcription by RNA polymerase II. The coding region runs from base 70 to 660 and encodes 196 amino acids.
UUAAAUUAGAUAAUUUUAAUUGUGUAUUAAGAUAUUAAAAAAAACAGAAAAUAUUAAAAUAUCCAUAAAAUGCAACAUCAUACAGAAACUGGUUAUAUGCCAGAAGUGCCCUUUCAACCAUUAUGGGCUCAGGAAGCACCACCACCGCCUCCCAUAGUACCUUAUCAAGAAUUAAUUACUGGAUUUCCUUGCACAGAUUUGGCUCUAUGGCAACGAUCGCAAGUCAGCAGUCUGGUUAAUCCCCGUUCCAAUAGCAGCAGUCGUACCAAUGGCACCUCUAACGGGUCUACUAAUGGCAAUCCUACUAAGAAAACUAGACGUCGCACGGCUUCCAUGGCCCAACGGAGGGCAGCCAAUAUACGAGAACGUCGUCGCAUGUUUAAUUUAAAUGAAGCUUUCGAUAAGCUAAGACGUAAGGUUCCAACGUUCGCCUAUGAAAAACGUUUAUCACGCAUUGAAACUUUACGUUUGGCCAUUACGUACAUUGGCUUCAUGACAGAACUAUUGACUGGCACACCUAUGAAUUCGAUAAAAACCCGUUCUAAUGAUAUCUAUGGUGGCAUGAAUGGUCAUCAUCAUCCCGGUGCAAUGCCCCAUCAUUUACAUCCGUCGGCAUUUCAAAGAGAUUUUGCUUCACCUUAUGGUCAUAGUUUGGCUUAA